Oreochromis niloticus (Nile tilapia) is the source of this 2862-nucleotide messenger RNA. RefSeq names its product 3-keto-steroid reductase. Gene Ontology annotation, molecular function: 5-alpha-androstane-3-beta,17-beta-diol dehydrogenase (NADP+) activity; estradiol 17-beta-dehydrogenase [NAD(P)+] activity; 3-beta-hydroxysteroid 3-dehydrogenase (NADP+) activity. Gene Ontology annotation, biological process: cholesterol biosynthetic process. NCBI's taxonomy places the organism in Eukaryota, Metazoa, Chordata, Actinopteri, Cichliformes, Cichlidae. The record is from RefSeq and is a predicted model, not a curated record. Bases 491 to 1417 code for a protein of 308 amino acids. The transcript is spliced from 11 exons. Gene Ontology annotation, cellular component: endoplasmic reticulum membrane.
CCACGCAGCUGCCUAAGCAAUAGGCUGACUGUUUUCAACGGCAUCGGACGAGGGGCCGAGCGUCCCCGGUGAACACAGCUGGUUUGAAAAUUUGCCCCCGGUGUCUGCUUCCUCUACAGACGCUGCUCACUCCGCUCAGGCAUGGAAAAGGUCGUCAUUGUAACGGGUGCCAACAGGGGUCUUCCUAACCAAAGAAGCAGAGACAUGAAGGAAACAAACAAGGCGACCAGCAUCUGACAAAAACAUCAUCCUCACCUGAAGCCUCAUCUCCUGAACUAAAGUCAGGGCUCUUAAACACGGAAACAUGUAUUAUUUACCAAGUGUCCAAGUCCAACACUAACGCCAGCUAACAACAGCUAACAGAGGCUAACAGCAGCUAACGUCAGCAAAAACUCAUCUCUUACUGACAAAAAGCGGCAUCGGCUUGGCUUUGUGUGAAAGGCUUCUCACGGAGGACACACAGCUCCGGCUGUGUCUGGCCUGCAGGAACAUGCAGCGGGCAGAGGCCGCCCGCAGCGCCCUCCUCACUUCUCACACCGGUGCCCAUGUGGACUUACUACAGCUUGACGUGGGCUCUGUGGAGUCGGUGCUCGACGCUGCUGAGGUGGUCAAGUCCAGGUACAACAGAAUUGACUUUCUCUAUCUAAAUGCUGGAAUUAUGCCCAAUCCACAAGUGGACAUCAGAGCUUUUUUUAAGGGUUUAUUUUCCAGAAAUGUCAUCAACAUGUUUGCAACAGCCGAGGGUCUCUUGACUCAACAAGACCGCCUCAACUCAGAUGGCCUACAGGAAGUUUUUGCCACUAACCUGUUUGGUCAUUUUGUCCUGAUCCGGGAGCUGGAGCCUCUGCUGUGUCAGACAGGUCAUACGUCCAGGGUAGUGUGGACCUCUUCGAGUAAUGCCCGCCGGUCUGCCUUCAGCAUUGAUGACAUUCAGCACAGAAAAGGGACAGAGCCCUACAGCUCCUCCAAAUACGCUUCAGACAUGCUCAGCGUGGCUCUUAACAGGCGCAUGAACGGCCAGGGUCUGUUCUCCUCUGUAGUCUGCCCAGGACUGGUGAUGACUAAUUUGACCUAUGGUAUCCUCCCCUCCUCCUUCUGGACUCUAAUCAUGCCCAUCAUGUGGUUGAUUAGGAUCUUCACCAACACUUUCACCCUUACACCGUACAAUGGAGCAGAGGCACUGCACUGGCUGUUUCUGCAAAAGCCAGAAUCUCUGGAUCCCAGAGCAAAGUAUCACAGUUUAACAUCAGGGCUUGGGACAAACUACACCAAGCCUCGACAGAUGGACAUCGAUGGUGAAACGGCUGACGUCCUCUUUUCAAAACUUCUUGAACUUGAGAAAGUGGUCAGAAGGAAACUGUGUGAGAGAAAUGCUGACAAUGAAGCUCACCAGCGGUACCUCAGCGAGAUAGAGUAAAAGUGAUUCUUUUGUACUGGAAGGUUUUGCUCUCUUGAAAUGGAUCCUGUGAAAUCUGAACCAGUGUCACUGCCCUUAUUCAUCCCAUCCUUCCCAGGUGGACCACUGAACAGAGGGUGAAAUGAUCACGCUUGUUCUACCUCAGCCAAGGUCAAAGCUUUGGUUUAUAUAAGUGAUUAUGUUAACUCUGACUACUUCUGAGGGGACCCCAUGGGGACAUUUUCCCUGAGUCAAAAUGUUAAAGAAAGAUCUGUCCCAACAUCUUCUUUGAUCAAGCUGCACCUCUCCAUCAGGUUAGACAAAACUUAGCUUGGUUGUUUUAUGUAAUUAGACAAAUGCACAGCAUGAUCAGUCAUGAAGGAAAUGCAACUGUUCCUUUCUUUUUUUUUAAAGUCCACCGAUAUUCACUCAGUCCUCUGUUAACACUGCUCUAAAGACUUUCCAAUCAUACCAUGAACUUGAACCACAUCACACUGAGAGGUCUAAUUUAAAUAGCUGUGUGGGCAGUAAGGGCCUUUUUGAUAAGCUACUUUGAGCUCUCUACAAACCUCCUCACAUUACUCACAUUGUUUCAUAUUUCAGCAUGUUAAUAAUAGAAACACACUUUGCAUUUCUUGAAACUUUGUUAACAUAAUGAAGAGACUUUGAAGAGCUGAGCCUGUCACGGUUUUUAAACUCAGAAUCACAAGAAUCACUGUUUUUAAACAAACAGUGGAAGUUCAUUGAGGGUCAACAAGUUCACAUGAGAUCAGUAACAAGAAAGCGCUUUCCUGUUGUAAAGUGGACCCUGCUGUGUUUUCACCUGAUAGCUGCAUCGUGUUUCCUGCCCCACAAAGUUAAUUAGCUCUUUGUUAAUGCCCUGGCUUCUUGAGGCCACCAGCUCUGUGUAAUCUGGAGAUUGUUUCCAUACAAAUAAUAAAUUAUCGAAGGAUUGUCGAGUAAAUAAAUGGAAAAACUUAUAGUUUGUAAUAGGGUGAAUAAGUGUGCAAGUAAAUAAAUUAGCUGCUUUAUACCAGUAUUAGCAUUUUUUGGUUAUUUAUUUCAUUACCAUAUAUCCACAGCAUCACACCCCACUGUUAGAUUUUGUUAUCUUUCAGUCACCUCAGAUAUCAACUCUUGCAUUUACUAAACUAAAAAGAAAAAGUCAAUCCAACAUUUUUUUGAGGGAAUAUACAAAAUACAACCAAGUAUAUUUUUUCUUUGUUAGGCGACUAGUAGGAAAGGAUGUUUAGUCCUGUCCAUUAUCCAAUGAUUUUUCUUUUUUUUCCAUUUUUAUUUGUAAAAAAUUUUUAUGUGUAAAUUUUAUAAAGUACUGGAAUCCAAAAUCUAAAAAAAUGUUCAAAUAACUAAAUCUGUGCCAGUUUUGGUAAUGAGUAGACUUAAUUUCAAAUGACCUGAAGAAUACAACAGUACCUCUUUUUUGACAAUUGUGCAUAUAGGUAAAA